CGUCACUUUGUUCACAUUAAUCAUUUAGCAUUAGCCACAAAACGAUUGGCAAAGUUGGAGCACAAGGAUUCCAACAGGCUUUGGUAACACGUUUUUGACAACUGCUUGAAGCUGAAGCCACACUUGCCCAACUAAGGCUCAAAGAUGGCUCGCUCACUCAUUCUUCUCUUGGUUGUUGGCCUUUUGGCUGCCAGUUUCAUUGACGCAAAGAAAGCUCAUAAGAAAGACGAAAAACCAGCUGAACCCAAGGUUGCAGAGCAGCAAGAGCAUGCCGAAAAUGCUGACAACGAAGAGCAACAAAAGGAAAUUGAAGAGGAAAAAACUGAUGCAAAUCCUGCAUUAGCCAACGCUAACGAAGAAAAGAAAGAUGAAGAUGCUCCAGCAGCUGCACCUGAAGAAGAUAAGGCAGCACAACAAGAAGACAAAGCUGAAGAGCAACAAGAAGCUGAGGCAGAGCAGAAAGAAGAAGUAGCUGCAGCUGAGCAGAAAGAAAAGGAGCAGGAAGAAAAGGAAGAUAAGGAAGACAAGGAGGAGAAGGAGGAGAAGGAGGAGAAGGAGGAGAAAGAAGAAGAUAAGGAAGAGAACCAAGAACAAGUGAAGAAGGAAGAACAAGAAACGGCCAAACCGGAGGAAGAAAACAAGGAAGAAUUGGAUGACAACAAUGAAAGCAAAGACGAAGACAAAGAGGAAGAUAAGAAGGAAGACGACAAAAAAGCCUUCAAGUGCAAUCUGAAGUUCACCAAGGUUGGCUGCUUCAAGGAUCAAGGGAAAAAAGAAAGACCAUUAGGCCUCUACGUUAUGAAAGACGUCAAGAUGGCAUCAUUCCAAAAGAAGAGCCUCACAACAAAAUCCGCCGUCUUUGACAGCGGCCUUCCAGAUUUUGCUUGUCGAUGUGCAAACGAGGCACUUAACCGCGGAAAUGCUGUUUUUGGAAUCCAGAACAUCGCUGAAUGCUGGACUGGCCCGGAUGAUGCAAAGUACGACAGAGACGGACAAUCAGAUAACUGUGUUGGCUUUGGGAUGAACAAAUGCAACAAGGAAGAUUCUCUUUGCGCUGGGAAGAAUGGAUCUAACUUCGUCUACUACAUCGAUGUACCUGAACACACAAAAUCUGCCGAAGAGGCCAAAAAGGAGAUGGAAGAACUGAAGAAGAAGAAAGAAGCUGAGAAGAAGAAGCAGGAAGAAGCAAAGAAGAAGGCAGCUGCCAAAAAAUUGAAGAAGAAGGGAAAGAAAGGCAGAAAGGCAAAGAAGCAUGGCAAGAAGCACGCUUAAAAGAUAAGAGGAACACCAUCUUGCAGAGCGACCAGUAUCCCAUCACAGGAGAAAUGCUUGAUUAGUUGUCAUUCAUUCCAAGAUUGUGAAGAAUCUCUAUGAGAUGAAAAUGCAAUUCUCAUGUGAAAUCACCCGAAGACUAUCGUAGAUAAAAUAAUCUUCAAUUAACACCCAUACUAAUGAUUGUUGUCGAAAUUUUGUAGCAAUUUUUGAAAAAUUUCUUAGUGCAAAAAUAUAAA
Rhopilema esculentum is the source of this 1511-nucleotide messenger RNA. RefSeq lists its product as uncharacterized. Lineage: Eukaryota; Metazoa; Cnidaria; Scyphozoa; Rhizostomeae; Rhizostomatidae. The record is from RefSeq and is a predicted model, not a curated record.